This is a messenger RNA of Spodoptera litura, 5995 nucleotides long. It is a transcript of the gene spas, whose product is annotated as spastin. Gene Ontology annotation, cellular component: microtubule cytoskeleton. The record is from RefSeq and is a predicted model, not a curated record. Lineage: Eukaryota; Metazoa; Arthropoda; Insecta; Lepidoptera; Noctuidae. Gene Ontology annotation, molecular function: ATP binding; microtubule severing ATPase activity; ATP hydrolysis activity.
CAAUAAUACGUUUCAGUGAUCACAAUUUUUUUGCUGUAUUUACGAUAGGGAGUAGGAUAAGCUCGCAUUUCUUUGUCUGAAAAUUUUAUGGAGAUUUUGUGUUAAACAAGCCCGUGUGUUGGUGUUCUUGAUGGUGUCCGGUGACGAUUCAAAUGGUGGCCGUUUGUCGCGUAAAACUACGAGGUCCCCGAACCGUAAGUCGAAGAAGACAGAUGCAGACCUAGCCAAGGGGUCAGCGUUGCGACAUGAUUCGCAACCUUCAGUCCAUAAAAGGAAUCUUUACGUCGUUUCUUUCCCAAUUAUUAUUUUAUUUAACGUGCUAAGAUCAAUUUUGUAUCAACUUUUUAUAAUUUUUAAAUAUUUGUAUACGGCGUCUCAUCGGUUUAUGCACAAGCCUCGUAAGGCAGGCGAGUGUAACUUGGAAGUGGUAGUGAAGGACGGUAUAGUGUCUACAGAGCUAGCCCCCAGUGAAGAAAUGUCUCACAUACACAAUGUGGGUCCCGGAGACCCAUUGCUGGCCAAACAGAAACACCAUCACCGGAAGGCUUUUGAGUAUAUCUCCAAAGCUUUAAAAAUUGAUGAAGAAAAUGAGGGCCAAAAAGAAUUAGCAAUAGAGCUUUAUAAAAAAGGCAUUUAUGAGUUGGAACGAGGGAUCGCCGUAGACUGCUGGGGCGGCCGCGGCGACGCCUGGCAGAGGGCACAACGACUCCACGACAAAAUGAAAACUAAUUUAGGCAUGGCCAAGGACCGACUGCACUUCCUUGCCAACCUAGUCGCCCUCAGUAAGUUGGGCGUAGAGAGUGAGCCCGAACGGAGUGACAAAAAGCCGACGGAGUCGCCCCUAAAGGCGCGACGGCUUGAGAAGUCGAAGACAACGUUACUCGCGCAUACAGAAAGUAACAGUGGUCAAACGAAGCCUCCGAACGAAGUCGCAGGUCGAAAGCUCACGACGGCUGGUCGUCGUGUGCCAAGUGGGGGAGGUGGGGGUCCUUUAAUGAAGUCACAGACCCUCCCCCGUUCCAUGGGCAGGUCAUCAUCACAGCCCAACAGCUCUAAUGGAAGUUACAGCAGAUAUCCAGUGAAACCAGCUUCCACACCGCCCGCUGUCAAACGACAGCUUUCUGGCGCAUACCAGGUACCUUCGAACGGGUCUCCAGUACGCCGCGUGGUGGGAGGCGGGUCGCAGCGCGGGACCCCCACACGGAGCAGAACACCCCAACCGACACUCAGCGUUAGAGGAGUUGACCCCAAACUCGUUCAGCUGAUCCUGGACGAGAUUGUUGAAGGGGGUCCCAAAGUACACUGGGAGGAUAUCGCAGGACAAGAUGCCGCUAAGCAAGCAUUACAAGAAAUGGUAGUGCUGCCUUCAUUGAGGCCGGAGCUCUUCACUGGACUCAGGUCCCCUGCGAGAGGACUCUUGCUGUUCGGACCACCAGGAAACGGUAAAACGCUGCUAGCGCGGUGCGUAGCGGCAGAAUGCUCGGCGACGUUCUUCUCGAUAUCCGCGGCGACGUUGACCAGCAAAUACGUCGGCGAGGGGGAGAAGAUGGUGCGAGCGCUCUUCCAGGUCGCCAGGGAACUGCAGCCGUCGAUAAUCUUCGUAGAUGAAGUGGAUUCGCUUCUAUGCGAGAGAUCGUCGGGCGAGCACGAAGCGUCCCGGCGACUGAAAACUGAAUUCCUGGUGGAAUUCGACGGACUCCCGGCCGCGGGAGCUGACAGGCUCAUUGUGAUGGCCGCCACUAAUCGACCGCAGGAACUUGAUGAGGCGGCGUUAAGACGGUUUCCAAAACGCGUAUACGUGUGUUUACCGGACGUGCGCACCCGUAUGUCGUUGAUCCGGCGCGUGCUGGCGCGGGGCGCGGCCGCCGCCUCCGUCAGUGACGAGGAACUGGCGCGCCUCGCCGCCCUCACUGACGGGUACUCCGGCAGUGACCUCACGGCACUCUGCCGGGACGCCGCGCUAGGACCCAUUAGAGAACUGGACCCUGAAGAGGUGAAGUGUCUGGACCUCUCGCUGGUCCGCAGCAUCACGUUCCAGGACUUCAUGGACGCGCUGAAGAGAAUCAGACCGUCAGUGUCACCACACAGCCUAGUCGCGUACGAGAAGUGGUCGGUCCAGUACGGGGACCUCGGAAUGUGAAGUGGUUCUAAUACAGGUAUCAGGUAUUUACUCGAAGUAAUGGUGAGUCAUUAAAUUAAGGAACAUAGACAAUAGAGUACGAUGUUGAUUUACAAUAAUUGAUAAUAUUUAUCAUGCAAGUAUUCAUCGCUCAAAUUUUUAUACAUAAUACGUUUAAUUUUUUAACCUGCCUCGGUACAUUCGUUUAACACUCCACUAUUAUAUUGGAUCUCCUCAACCCCACAUUCCCAGGGUGUAACCGAGGCAAAAUGCCAAUUAAUUUACUCUAAAUUGACGUUUUAAUAAAUACAAUUCUUUUUUUUUCUUAUUUGUGAAAUGAAGUCGCAUCUAGUCAAAAUUUUGUUGACUGUUCUCGCAUGAUGUACAUACCAUAGACACUCAAAAAACAACCCUAAAUGGUCCAAUCUUUUUUUUUAAUGAAGUUGAUAAUUCGCUAAAGAGAUUUGACAGUUUGGGGUGGUUGUGUCUGUACAGUUCCAAUACUAGUGAUGCCCAGUCGAUAGUCCAUUCGUAUCGAUGUUUGCCCUAAUCGAUUUUACACGUAACAUAAAACUUGCCAUGCAAAGACAAUGUUGAUGCUUUUAAUACUGAGUAGUUUGUACUAGAAAUAAUAAUUUUUAAUUUAGUCUCUACAUAAUACAAUUAUCAACAUUUUAUUCUAUUGAGACAACUUAUUAGAUAUUAUUUAAAAGAGACUAUAUUAAAAAUAAUUAUGAAAACAAAAUGUCCAAAAUCCACUAAAAUAGUCCUUAACGGGUGAUGCCAAAUGAUAUAACCCGGAUCAUUAAAGAAGUAGCUUUCCAUGUAUCUAGAUGUAAAGAGACCGCUUUUGCUCCAAAGACUUCUCUAUUGAGUCGGGUUAUAUAAGCCCUCCUAGUACCCGUCCAGUCAAAAGGAACGUUGUAAAAUAGUCUCUAUGUCGAGCUGUGAGAGUAGAUUUUUUAAUGCCCUGCUUCCUUUUGGCUUGCUCGGAUUUCUUUUUAACUUAUGUAGGACCAAAUUACGUGGAAACUUGCCAUUGUCAAUUUGAUGGGAAUUUUUAUUUACUUAUGUCACUUGGGUGUACAAAUUAUCUUUUUGUUUUUAAAAUAAUAAGUACUCCACUAUGCACUUAAUCUCCUGGUACAUCAUAUUUAAAAAAUAUUUAAAAGUGAACUCUAUUGUUCAAAUAAUAACGAACAUAAUAUGAAAUCCAAGUUAUUCCUUAAUAGAUUUGUUACCAAUAUAUAGAAUAAAAUAUAUAAUCUCAAUAUUAUACAGCUGAACAAAAUAAUGAAAUAAUGUACAAAAUGCGUUUACCUUUAGUAUUACCUCAUAAUUUUGUAUAUUUGAAUUAAUUGCAAUUUAAUAGUAUUCUAGAGUAAUAAAAUUAUUAUAUUUUAAUUGUGUUUUUAGUAAAUUAUCGACAACCUUUUAGAUGUAGUGUGUAACAAGUUUCCACUCUCCACUAUAUUGAGUAGACUUUAUAUCAAUGAAUAUUCAGCUCUAUUUUAAUACAAUUAGAAGGCAUAUUUGGACAGCAAGAAUAUACAAACUUUAAGUAGGAUUUUUACGAACAAAUAAUUUAUGGAGUCAAACAUGCCAUGCUUUAAAGUUUGUAUAGACGUAUAAUAUCACAUUUCUACGUAUAUAUAUUGAUUUUAUUAACAUUAUAUACGUAUAUAGAAUUAAAAGGAAUGUAAUCUCACUUAUGUACAGUCAACGACAAAUAGUUUUUAAUAUUUUAGAACAAUCUCAACACAAGUCACCUCAUAAGGUAUACGUAUAUGUCUCACAGCCGAAAUUAACUAGCAACAUGACCGAUGAAAAUCUCUUAUCGAUAUAUUUUGACAGAAACUCAAUAAAAUCAGAUCGACUUUUACUUACAGAUGGCGAUUUUACGGAUAAAUACUCCUAAUUAAUAAAUACUGAGUAUUUAUCCGUUUUUAGUCGAGUAUUUUUGCAGCAACUUGAUAAAUACCCAGUAUUUAAUCAGUAUUUAUAUAUUUUAAGUAUUUGUCAGAAAAAUCGCCCAUCUCUAGUUAUACUGGGUCUCAGAAACCGAUAUUUGGAUUAUAAUCGGUUGUUAAUUUCGUCCGUCAGAUAACUUCAUACCCCAAAAAAUAAUAUAAGUAAUAAUAAUGUAAUGUAUCUGUAAUUUGUUUACAAAGGUUGUCGAUAAGAAUAUUAAGUGUAGUCUAGUAAUAGCACUGCCCAAUUGUUAAAAGUCCUUAAUUUUCAAAGAAAUCAAUUAUUGUUUUAUUGUAUUUUUUCAUAUAUUUAUUGCUUGAUCAGUUUUGCUAUGUAAAAUUAUACAUGUGUUUGGGACUCAAGUCUGCUGUCUUUAUACGUUAGACAGUUUUGAACUAGAAAUAUGUUGUGAUGACCAGAAUGAGAGCUUUCAUUACUGAGCCCACGACAUGGCGCUAGUGAUCACUAAGGCCAUUUUAGUCCAAUCAGCGUAGCUGUCACAAGUUACUGACAAAUGACUUGAUAUGAGCAAAUAUUUUAUUGGACAAUAGACCUUAAGCUACACUAGCGCAUCUUGUGGCACGGAAAUCUUGAUUGGUUGAAUUCGUGUUUAUUGAAAAUUAAUACCUAACACAAUUAGUAGCAGACGUGAGUCAAUGGACAAAACUAAAGAUAGUUAAUUGAGAUUUCAUAAAUUACGUCGCAAAACUGAUCAAGCAACACAAAUCUCAUUUUAAAAUUGUUAUCGAAUGUACUUAAUUAAAUUUAAUUCUGUUGAUUUUAUUAUUUUUUAUUAUUAUUCUAUUAUUCUCGAAAUAAAAUAAAAUUCAGUGAUUGCGAAAUUAUUAUUAUGAAACGCUGUAUCUAUACAAUAUGCUGCAGAUCUUAUGAAUAUAAUUAUUAAAUUUAUAAUCGACAUUAAAACGGGUAGCCUACACUUCCAUUUAGCAAAAGAAUUAGAAUCAUUUGCUCAAAAUAUUGUGUAAUGUAACGGAAACGAUGAUUUUGAGUACUAAAAUGAUAUAUUUUCAUAAAAUAGUUUGUUAAAUUGUCUAUAUCUUGGAUUGAAAGUUGUUUAAUGGGAAUUAAAAUUAUCAGUCACAGGACCAUGCAAAUUGUAUGUAAUUUGUAGUUACGUAGUGCCAUUUAGAGAUGCGCAGGAGUCGCUGAGAGCCAUCGGGACUUGUAUUGAAAUAUGUAUGAGUAUUCACACUUUUGUAUGUUUACGUGUGUGAUUGGAUAGAAUGAGAUAAAGGAUUCUCAAACAGUAUCGAUUCUCCAAUUCGAUUUUUUUUAUUAUUCGAGAUGCCAAGCUUUGAAUGUUGCCAGUGAUUUUUGAGUGUUAAUCAAGUUAGUUGUAAAAUCGUCAAACCAGUAUCCCAGUUUCAAAAGUAUUACUAAAAGGACCAAUAAAUUCAGAACUCUAUUUGUUAUUGAACAGAGUCUGGAUUUGUAGCAAGAAUAUUGAAAUGACAUUUAAAGUGACAUGGCGGCAUAGUGACAGCUGUUUGAGAAUUCGUCUGUUUUAUCUGUGGUUCAUGUCCCAAUGGUUCUGCUUCGCCAGAUAAAUGUCAAAACUUGUAGUUUACGUUAUAUUUGUACUAUACGCUUUAGUAUUUAAAUAACGAGUAUCUUCCAAGACUUCAAUAAUGAGGUUUUACUGGCCAAGUGUACGUUUGGGAGUUACGGUAAAAAAAAAUACAGAUUAUAAUAAUUUUCAUUUAUAAAACUUUUAUAUUGAAAAUGAAUUCAUUGAUUGAAAGAGACAAGGAGAGGAACUGAUUAUUACUGGAUAGGUUAACAUGAAGUAAAUGAAGUGUCUAUAGCUACAAUUCUUUUUAAGGGGGGAAAAUCAUGGAAUUACUUCUCCCGCCUGAGUUAGGCGGGAGGGAGCGUCAUACUCUU